This is a messenger RNA of Knipowitschia caucasica, 1488 nucleotides long. The record is from the annotation of a GenBank genome assembly. NCBI's taxonomy places the organism in Eukaryota, Metazoa, Chordata, Actinopteri, Gobiiformes, Gobiidae.
AUGUCUCCUCUCUUCCUCCUCUUCCUCAGUCUGCUGGCACGUGUGACAUGUCUCUUCCUCAUGUCUCCUCCUCCUCUUCCUCCUCUUCCUCCUCUUCCUCAGGUGUCUGACCUCCUGACUUCCUCUUCUCAGGUGUUGACAUGUCUGUUCCUCAGCUGCUGCGACUGUCUGACUCUUCUUCCUCCUCUUCCUCAGCUGCUGCGACUGUCUGACUCUUCUUCCUCCUCUUCCUCAGCUGCCUGCGACUGUCUGACUCUUCUUCCUCCUCUUCCUCAGCUGCUCUGCUGUGACUGUCUGACUCUUCUUCCUCCUCUUCCUCAGCUGCUGCGACUGUCUGACUCUUCUUCCUCCUCUUCCUCAGCUGCUGCCUGCUGUGACUGUCUGACUCUUCUUCUCCUCUUCCUCAGCUGCUGCGACUGUCUGACUCUUCUUCCUCCUCUUCCUCAGCUGCUGCGACUCUGCUGCGACUGUCUGACUCUUCUUCCUCCUCUUCCUCAGCUGCUGCGACUGUCUGACUCUUCUUCCUCCUCUUCCUCAGCUGCUGUUCUCCCCCACCUCAGUCUUCUGACUCGUCUUCCUCCUCUUCCUCAGCUGCUGCUGCGACUGUCUGACUCUUCUUCCUCCUCUUCCUCAGCUGCUGCCUGCUGCGACUGUCUGACUCUUCUUCCUCCUCUUCCUCAGCUGCUGCGACUGUCUGACUCUUCUUCCUCCUCUUCCUCAGCUGCUGCGACUGUCUUGACUCUUCUUCCUCCUCUUCCUCAGCUGCUGCGACUCUGCUGCGACUGUCUGACUCUUCUUCCUCCUCUUCCUCAGCUGCUGCGACUGUCUGACUCUUCUUUCCUCCUCUUCCUCAGCUGCUGCGACUGUCUGACUCUUCUUCCUCCUCUUCCUCAGCUGCUGCGACUCUGCUGCGACUGUCUGACUCUUCUUCCUCCUCUUCCUCAGCUCUGCGACUGUCUGACUCUUCUUCCUCCUCUUCCUCAGCUGCUGCGACUGUCUGACUCUUCUUCUCCUCUUCCUCAGCUGCUGCGACUCUGCUGCGACUGUCUGACUCUUCUUCCUCCUCUUCCUCAGCUGCUGCGACUGUCCCUGACUCUUCUUCCUCCUCUUCCUCAGCUGCUGCGACUCUGCUGCGACUGUCUGACUCUUCUUCCUCCUCUUCCUCAGCUGCUGCGACUGUCUGACUCUUCUUCCUCCUCUCCUCUCAGCUGCUGCGACUGUCUGACUCUUCUUCCUCCUCUUCCUCAGCUGCUGCGACUCUGCUGCGACUGUCUGACUCUUCUUCCUCCUCUUCCUCAGCUGCUGCGACUGUCUGACUCUUCUUCCUCCUCUUCCUCAGCUGCUGCGACUCUGCUGCGACUGUCUGACUCUUCUUUCCUCCUCUUCCUCAGCUGCUGCGACUGUCUGACUCUUCUUCCUCCUCUUCCUCAGCUGCUGCGACUGUCUGACUCUUCUUCCUCCUCUUCUUCAGCUGCUGCGACUGUCUGA